CUGAACAAUGCUCUCACUGCUCGUUCACAUCACUCUGCUCAUUUCACUUGCACACGCCAAAGUCAAACUAACCGAUGACGACUUCGAGAGUUUAUUCGCUCACAAUUUCGUGAAGAAGUCGUUCCGAUUCUGGCAGCGACCUCCGACAGGAGGCCAACAGCAGAAGCAGCAGCAGCCACAAGGGAGGCUUAGCGAUUUUAUUUGGGACGUUGCACUGGCGCGUCAGGCUGACCGAUGGGCUCAGAAGUGUACCAACAGUCGAACCACUCCCACUGACAGAACGAACAACACCAACAAGACCGUCGGUCAGAAUGUCGCCAUCUCCGAAGACAUUGGAUAUGCAGUGAUGACGUGGGCGUUGGAGAGCAUGAACUACAAUGCAACAACCGACACAUGCAGACAGCCUGGAAGGUGUGACAGUUACAAGAAUCUCGCACAAUCUGGCACAGUAUACUUGGGAUGUGGUCAGCGAAAAUGUCCAAAUAUCACAACUGGUCGCGAGAAGCUGUUCGUCUGCAAUUACUCUCCUGAGGAUCAGUGAGUCGGAGAGUCUCACCUUCAAACCGAAGACUUCAUUGGGCGUGGUGAAUACUCAGAGAAUUGUGUCCAUCCAAUGAGAGGAGAGAAGAUGUCGCGAUAUCUUCACUGUUUGUAUGUGUCCU
Trichobilharzia regenti is the source of this 662-nucleotide messenger RNA. NCBI's taxonomy places the organism in Eukaryota, Metazoa, Platyhelminthes, Trematoda, Strigeidida, Schistosomatidae. The record is from the annotation of a GenBank genome assembly.